This is a messenger RNA of Cydia amplana, 3290 nucleotides long. It is a transcript of the gene Taf4, whose product is annotated as transcription initiation factor TFIID subunit 4. The record is from RefSeq and is a predicted model, not a curated record. The coding region runs from base 46 to 2592 and encodes 848 amino acids. The transcript is spliced from 10 exons. Gene Ontology annotation, biological process: transcription initiation at RNA polymerase II promoter; DNA-templated transcription. Gene Ontology annotation, cellular component: transcription factor TFIID complex. Lineage: Eukaryota; Metazoa; Arthropoda; Insecta; Lepidoptera; Tortricidae. Gene Ontology annotation, molecular function: RNA polymerase II general transcription initiation factor activity; DNA binding; protein heterodimerization activity.
UAAUUUAGUAUUCCGUUUCAACCGAUUUGUCCUCAUGACUGCUCCAUGUCAGCCGAUUUAUAUAAAAUGGCGUCAGCCGAGUUUUUAGAGCAAGCUUUGUCCACAGACGUUGACGAGAACGCGGUGAAUGCUAUCGUAGGUUCUCUGGAAAAUCAAUUGGUUACGUCCGUUUCAUCAGUGUCGUCACAGAACAAUAUAGUUAAUGUUAUUCCUAGUCAGCUUACUAAUAUUACAUCAAAUCCGAGUUCUAUUAUUGGUGUGCAAAAAUACAAUACGGACCAAGUGAACGUUGGUGAAAUAACGACUGGUAAUUAUCAAUCAGUGGGCCCAGCUGCUGGCGGUGUGACUUAUAAUAAUGUACAAACAUCUGGUCAGGUCUUCGUUUCGCAACAAUCGUUAACUAACGCCAGCGAACCCAUUAAAUUGAUAUACUCUCCUCAGACAUCACAAACAUUGUCUAACAGUGUAAACAGAGUGUCAUUUCCCUCUCAAGCCGUACCGAAUGGGAGUAUCGGCCUCGCAGCAUCUCAGAAUCAAAUAAUCCACACUGGAGCUCCCUGCGCCGUCAUCCCGCAGACCGUGAACAAAACCAUUACUAUGCAGCCGCCCCUCGUUAUCAAGCAAGGCACUACCGCUGGUCAAGUCGGCAUGCAGCCUGGAAUGGUGACAGUGCCCAUGACGGUUAAUUCAAGCAUGCCUAACUCAAUACCUAAUGUUAUGACUUUAAAUAAGCCAGGAGGGCAAAAUGUUGUGGUAACAACUCAAAAUUUAGGCUCAGGGCAACCUGCAAUAAUUCCUAAUGUUCAAAUAUUAAAUAUGAGACCAGGAACUCCAUCAGUUGCAGCUCAGAAAUCAGUAGCCACGGUGUCACCAAGGGUAGUAAUCGGAACACCUCAAGUAGUAGGAGCGCGAGCUGCCACACCAGGGAUUACGCUGCAAACUCUGCAGAGUCUACAACCUGGGCAGCAGGGUCAUUUGUUGUUAAAGACUGAGAAUGGGCAAUACCAGUUGCUGAGGGUGGGCCCCGCGCCCACGGCCAGCUCGAUGGCGCCGCCGGCGCAGACCAUCCGGCUCUCAACCGUGCCGGCACAUCCCGGCGUACAGACGGUGUCGACGAGUGUCGCGGCGCAGAUGCAGGGCCAGAUGUCUGCGGGCCCGGUGGCCGCGCCGGCGGCCGUGGCCUCGCCCGCGCCCGCGCCUCCGCCACAGGCGCCCACUGUCACUACGCAGAAACCUUCAGACAACACAAAAGAAAAAUGCAGAAACUUUUUGGCAAAUCUUUUGGACUUGUCAAGUAAAGAACCCAAGUCCGUUGAACGGAAUGUGAGAAAUCUCAUCCAGGAGCUGAUUGACGCCCAAGUGGAGCCAGAGGAGUUUUGCGAUCGACUCGAAAGAUUGCUCAACGCCAGUCCUCAACCGUGCCUCAUAGGCUUUCUAAAGAAAAGUCUGCCUCUCCUGAGACAAUCCCUGGUGACCAAAGAAUUGGUAAUUGAAGGAAUCAACCCGCCGGCGCCACACGUGGCGUUCUCCUCGAUUCCCGCGCCGCCGCACCAGACCAUCAUGGCCACGUCCAACGUGCAGCUGCCAAAACCUGCAGUAAAACCUGGAAAUACGAUAGCGGUGUUACAAAAUAUACCUGUUCAUACAAAGAUAAACGUGAGCAAAGUGGGAGGCAAAGCGAUGACGGUCAACAGUAAAGCGAAUUUCAAUCGAUCUGCGGCGGCGACCGCGGCGCUCUCCACGGUGCUGACCCCGGGGAAGUCGCUGCUCAAGGAGAAGGAGAAGAAGUCCUCGCAGUACUCGCAGCCGUUCGUCGACGACAAGAUGGCCGGCGACGACGACAUCAACGACGUGGCCGCCAUGGGCGGCGUCAACCUAGCCGAGGAGAGUCAGAGGAUACUCGGCUCCACUGACAUGAUCGGAACACAAAUAAGGUCGUGCAAGGACGAGUACCUGGUGCCGACGGGGCUGAUGUCGGCGCGGCUGAAGGCGGCGGCGGCGCGGCACGGGCUGGAGGAGCCGGCGGCUGACGUGGCCGCGCUGCUCACGCACGCCGUGCACGACCGCCUCAAGAACCUCAUCGAGAAACUCGCGCUCAUCGCGCAACAUAGAAUCGACCUCGUUAUAAAGACGGACUCCAGGUACGAAGUGACCCAGGACGUUAAAGGGCAGCUCAAGUUCCUGGAGGAGCUGGACCGCGUGGACAAGAAGCGGCGCGAGGACUCCGAGCGGGAGAUGCUGCUGCGGGCCGCCAAGUCGCGCUCCAAGAACGAGGACCCUGAGCAGGCCAAGCUCAAAGCAAAGGCCAAAGAAAUGCAACGUGCGGAGCUAGAGGAGCUGCGUCAGCGGGAGGCGAACCUGACGGCGCUGCAGGCCAUCGGGCCGCGCAAGAAGCCGCGGCUGGACGGGCCCGGCGGCGGCGACCUAGUGCCCAACGGCGCCGCGCACUCCGCCACCGGCCUGAGCGGCCGCAGCCAGCUGGCGCUGCGGUCGCGGCUGAAGCGCAUCAACCACCGCGACAUGGUGUUCCUGCUGGAGCAGGAGCGCGACACGGCGCACUCGCCGCUCAUCUACCGCAGCUACCUCAAGUGACCGGCGGACCCCGACCACAGGCCCGUGCUCGGCUACCCGCCCACCACCAUCAAUCCCAACUACACCACCAACGAGAGGGCUCCGACCAAAACGUAUGUCGCACCAUCUGCUCAUUAGAAGCCACGAUCUGAAUGACGAAGUUGUGAAACCACUGAAUGGUGUGUCAGACACCCGUCUAUUUCUUAUUUCACUCUUCUUUGCGACUCGCGCUAACAUGUACGUUAGUGUCAGUAUGUGAUAGUAACGAUAGAACUGACAUAUUGAAAUUAUUCAAGACGUCAAACAGUAUGAUAUACCUAAAAGUGAAUUUAAUUUGUAUAUACAAUCUAAGGGACUGAUAGAUACAUAAUAUAUUCGUUUUUUUGUCUAUAAACAAAGAAAGUAAGCGUUAAAUGAAUCAGACUUUCUUCCUUCAGCUGUACAUGGAGCAGUGGGGCUGCAAUGUCUUGUUUAGUUAUAAGUACUUAUGAAGUUGUUGACAGCGUGGAACGUCGCAUACAACGUUCGUUAGCGUUAAGGUUGACAUGCAAAAAUAUCAAUCGUAGUUUCUACACUUGAUUAAAAUGGUUUUGUAAGAAUUGUCUACGUUAAUUAAUUAUACAUCAUGAUUUUCAUUAUUGUUUAAAUGUUUAAUGAGAUAUUUAUAAAACAUAUUCAUAUUACAAAUCUGCGUUUACAAAAAAUAUGUAUCAUUUAUU